CAGAAGCAGUAAUUCAGGCCUAGCCGAGCCAUGACGAUCGUCGGCGUCGGCGUCGGCGUCCUCCUCCUAUCCACACUAACCUACCAGCUGGUGUCCGCCGAAGUAUUCUGCGACAACCUGAAGGUCACCCGAACCUCCCUCACCAUGAACAUCACCACUUCCCCGGUACACUUUGCCACCGCCAGCUUCGGCAAAGCCCCUGACGUCGCCUAUGCGCUCGCGCUCUGCAAAGGCGUCGUCCUCAACGGCUCCGCCUGCGGUGAAUGCGUCGCCGAUUGGUUCGAUAAAAUGAUUAGCGACAAGCCACCACCGCCGCAGCAGUGCUUCAAGAUCUACACCUACUAUGGUUACUGUAUCGUCGUCUACUCCAACAACGACGACAUACUCGCCCCCUACAAUAACACUGCAGAAAGCACACUCAGAUUCAGGAGUGAGUGGUGGAACGAAAGGAAUGUCACUGGUGACAUCGGCGUCAUUGCCGGCCUCAUCCGCGACCUGCUGGUGGGGACGGUGGAGAAGGCGGCCAGCAUGGCACCAGUGCGGUUCGCCACGGGCGUCAUGGACACCAACACGACGUUCCCGAGCGUGUAUUCCCUGGCGCAGUGCAUGCCGGACAUGUCCUCUAGUGACUGUCUGGCGUGCCUGCGCCAUCUCCUAGGCACGGUCAACUCUACCAUGUACAUGCGCAUGGGAGGACAGGUGUACUUCAUCCGGUGUUUUUUCAGGUAUGAGGCGACUCAUUUCUAUGAUGGUGAACCCAUGCUGCAUCUCGGGACGCAGUUGGCACCAACGCCAGCUCCGACCAAGCCGCCCAAUCACAAGAGGAGUAUGAGCAAACUGUGGGCAAUUCCCAUAGUUGUAGUUCCUCUGGCGGCAGCAGCAUUUCUCUGCUUCAUCUUGUACUCUCGUCGGUUAACAACGCAAAGAAAAGGUGGAGUGAUGAGAUUACAAGGAUUAAGGCGUGCUCAGGAUUUGGAGGGAGAGGAACAACUAGUUUGGGAAGGGAAGAAUUCAGAGUUCUCCGUGUUUGACUUUGAACAGGUACUGCAGGCCACAAAUAAUUUUUCACAAGAAAACAAACUUGGACAAGGUGGCUUUGGCGCUGUCUACAAGGGCCAAUUUCCUGAGGGUUUGGAGAUAGCAGUUAAGAGACUUGCUUCACAUUCAGGACAAGGUUUUAGAGAAUUCAAAAAUGAAGUCCAGCUCAUAGCCAAACUCCAGCACAAAAAUUUGGUUAGGCUCUUGGGAUGUUGCUCUGAAGAAGAGGAGAAAUUAUUGGUCUAUGAAUAUUUGCCAAACAGAAGCUUGGAUUUCUUCAUCUUCGAUGAGAGUAAAAGAGCUUUACUGGAUUGGUCCAAGCUUGUAGCAAUAAUUGAAGGAAUAGCACAUGGACUUCUUUACCUACAUAAGCACUCCCGUCUGCGCGUCAUACAUCGAGAUCUCAAACCAGGUAACAUUCUCUUGGACGCCGAAAUGAAUCCGAAAAUUGCAGAUUUCGGGCUAGCAAAAAUAUUCAGCUCGGAUAGUACGGAAGGGAACACUACAAGAAGAGUGGUUGGUACAUAUGGCUACAUGGCCCCUGAAUAUGCUUCGGAGGGCGUGUUCUCUAUCAAAUCAGACGUCUUCAGCUUUGGUGUUAUCAUUUUUGAGAUUCUUAGCGGAAAACGGAAUUCUGGUAGCCAACAAUGCGGUGAUUUCAUCAAUCUCCUUGGAUAUGCAUGGCAACUAUGGGAAGAGGGAAGGUGGAUCGAUCUCAUCGACGCAACAUUGGUUCCCAAGGGUGACUCGACAGAGAUGAUGAGAUGCAUUAACAUAGCAUUUCUUUGUGUACAAGAGCAUGCAGCCGAUCGACCAACCAUGUCAGAUGUUGUCAGAAUGCUAAGUAGUGAAACUAUGAUCAUGGUUGUGCCGAAGCAGCCUGCAUAUGUUAAUGCAAGGGUGGGCAAUGAAGAGGCGCCCACUGCUCCAGAGCCAUGCAGUAUCAAUUAUAUGACCUUAUCUGUCAUAACUCCUAGAUAGUGUUCUGAUCGUAUGGUGUGUGUUUUACCACCCGAUCGAAUGUAAAAUGUGAGAAGAUGCACUCUAAAUUGUAGAAAAAAACAUCCUAGUUGGAAUAUAUCAGCCACGGAAAUGUCUUGCAGAUCA
Messenger RNA from Brachypodium distachyon (stiff brome), 2145 nucleotides. Its product is annotated as putative cysteine-rich receptor-like protein kinase 20. Bases 31 to 2019 code for a protein of 662 amino acids. Gene Ontology annotation, biological process: protein phosphorylation. Lineage: Eukaryota; Viridiplantae; Streptophyta; Magnoliopsida; Poales; Poaceae. The transcript has 7 exons. Gene Ontology annotation, molecular function: protein kinase activity; ATP binding. The record is from RefSeq and is a predicted model, not a curated record.